Messenger RNA from Prunus armeniaca (apricot), 297 nucleotides. NCBI's taxonomy places the organism in Eukaryota, Viridiplantae, Streptophyta, Magnoliopsida, Rosales, Rosaceae. The record is from the annotation of a GenBank genome assembly.
AUGGCAUGCUUAGUUGAGCAUGAACAGAUGAUAAAGCGAGAACAUCCAUCACAUUUGUAUGCCAAUAAACACCGUGAAUUGUUUCCACAAUGGUUUUUGGAAUAUGUGAAUAAAUUGAAAUCAUCGAAUUCCCCCACUUACAGUGAAGAGUUAUAUAACUUGGCAUUCGGGCCGAUUCGCGCUAAAUUGUUCUCGGGUUGCCAUGUUAACGGCGUCAAGUUUUUGGGGACUGCACGAGAUGAAAAGUUGUGUACGCAAAACAGCGGUGUCCAUGUCCCAGGUGGAAACAAAAAUUGA